CCAAACUAAAAUUCAGCGUCACCGACUAGCCUCUGGGACCAGCGAACUCCAGCUAACAAUAGUCAGAAUACGAACGUCGAAGAAGGAGAAGGAGAAGUGGAAGGAGAGUGAAAGCAGCCGCGAUGCACUUGAUAAAUGCCGUAAUGGCGACUCGGUCGCUGACUAGGAAACUGGAAUCGGAGGUUGGCUUGAGCGACAUAUCGUUCGGAUCGGUUCGGUGGUUCGUGUACGCGGGGCUAUCGUGCUUCCUGGUCGUCUUCGCCGGGAUCAUGUCCGGCCUCACCCUCGGCCUCAUGUCCCUAAGCCGCGUCGACCUCGAAAUCCUCCAGCGUAGCGGCACCUCCACCGAGAAAAAGCAAGCAGCUACUAUACUUCCGGUGGUACAAAAGCAGCACCAGCUUCUUGUGACUCUGCUUUUGUGUAAUGCCGCUUCCAUGGAGGCCCUUCCUAUUUAUCUGGAUAAGCUUUUCAAUGAGUACGUCGCAAUCAUACUUUCUGUAACUUUCGUUCUUGCCUUUGGAGAGGUUAUUCCACAAUCAAUAUGCACGAGAUAUGGACUUGCUGUAGGGGCCAGUUUCGUAUGGCUUGUGAGAGUUUUGAUGAUAAUUUGCUAUCCAAUAGCUUAUCCCAUCGGAAAGGUUCUGGACUGUGUACUCGGACAUGAUGAGGCAUUAUUUAGGCGAGCUCAGCUAAAAGCUCUUGUCUCCAUCCACGGCAAGGAGGCUGGGAAGGGAGGUGAACUGUCACAUGAUGAGACGACGAUUAUUAGUGGAGCACUAGAUUUGACUGGGAAGACUGCUGAAGCGGCUAUGACGCCUAUUGAAUCAACCUUUUCCUUGGAUGUCAAUUCAAAGUUGGACUGGGAAGCAAUGGGAAAAAUUCUUGCGCGGGGUCAUAGUCGAGUUCCUGUCUAUUCUGGAAAUCUGAAAAAUAUAAUUGGACUUCUGCUGGUGAAGAAUCUACUAACUGUACGACCUGAAACAGAGACUCCUGUCAGUGCUGUUUCCAUCCGCAGAAUUCCAAGGGUUCCAGCAGAUAUGCCUCUGUAUGAUAUAUUGAACGAAUUUCAAAAAGGUAGCAGUCAUAUGGCAGCUGUGGUGAAGGCUAAGGGGAAAGGCAAGACACUUCCUCUAACUUUCAAUGGAGAAAAAUCCGAAGAGAACAAAGUCAUCACUGAUGAAAACUCCCAACUGACUACUUCUUUGCUAUCAAGGCAGGAUGAAAAUUCAGAUAGUGUUGCUGUUGACAUUGACAGGCCUUCCAGGCUUACCUAUAUGAAUAGGCCACCCUCUUUACCACAUAAUGAUGUGGCAACAAAUAAAUUGUCUCAAUUUUCAGAGGAUAUUGAAGAUGGUGAAGUCAUUGGUAUCAUCACCCUGGAAGAUGUAUUUGAAGAACUUCUGCAGGAGGAGAUUGUAGAUGAGACAGAUGAAUAUGUUGAUGUUCAUAAUAGAAUCCGUGUGGCUGCAGCAGUAGCUGCUUCAUCAGUGGCACGAGCUCCAUCAAUUCGGAGGCUAAUGGGGCAUAGGGGAGCAGGAGGGCAAGACAAGCAAGGACAAACCCCAAAGAAAUCUUCAGAAGAUGUUUUAAAUACCACAAGGUCACAAGGUUCUUCUGAUGAACCUCUUCUUGGUCAUAAGAGAUGAACGUAUUCUGCAGUCAAGUCGGAAUCUCUUGAUCCUUGUCAUCAUUCAGGAAGCGGUUAUCAUUUCCAUACGGAAAAGGAAAAGGCGGCAGUGCUGAUAUCAUUGCAGGGAGGGAGGAAGAAAAAUAAAUCCAUGAAGUUUUUUUUUUUUUUUUUUUUAUUAUCGUUUUGGAAGUCUGAUACUGUAUAGUAGUACUCUGCCAAAUUAUCUCCACAUAGGUGGAUGAUAAAAUGUCAAAAACUACAUGAUUAAACUGCUAAAGUAAGUGAAUUG
Messenger RNA from Juglans regia (Persian walnut), 1919 nucleotides. Its product is annotated as DUF21 domain-containing protein At4g14240-like. Gene Ontology annotation, biological process: magnesium ion homeostasis. NCBI's taxonomy places the organism in Eukaryota, Viridiplantae, Streptophyta, Magnoliopsida, Fagales, Juglandaceae. Gene Ontology annotation, cellular component: intracellular membrane-bounded organelle. The transcript has 13 exons. The coding region runs from base 123 to 1646 and encodes 507 amino acids. The record is from RefSeq and is a predicted model, not a curated record.